Penicillium lagena is the source of this 420-nucleotide messenger RNA. RefSeq lists its product as uncharacterized. NCBI's taxonomy places the organism in Eukaryota, Fungi, Ascomycota, Eurotiomycetes, Eurotiales, Aspergillaceae. The transcript has 2 exons. Bases 1 to 420 code for a protein of 139 amino acids. The record is from RefSeq and is a predicted model, not a curated record.
AUGGGCGAACCCGACCAAGACGGCUCCAGCAGCAGCGCCAACCACCCUACGACCGCCACCUCAGGCGGCACCAGUGCCAAGCCUACACCAGCGAACAAUGUCGGUGGCGGGUCUGGCUGGGGAGACAAGGGGUUCUCCAAGGGUGGCUCAGAUGCCGUUCCGCGCGAGGGACUGGGGCAUGUGGCCGCGGAGAACCCUCGAUCCAGUUUCGGAAACUUCCUCGGUCUCCAGGAGCAGAAGACCCGCGCCGAAAAUAAGUUCAUGGACAGGGCGGACUUGGCGGCUGCCGACGCUCCGCCGACGACGGAGUCCGGGGAGCCUACUUGUGCCGGCGAGGAUCAUACUUUCAUGCAGCGUAAACCCGGAUGCUCGAACACGUUGCCUGGGUGGGAGACGGCAAAGCAUGUAUUUGGGGCGUAA